Messenger RNA from Desarmillaria tabescens, 804 nucleotides. RefSeq lists its product as uncharacterized. The record is from RefSeq and is a predicted model, not a curated record. Bases 1 to 804 code for a protein of 267 amino acids. Lineage: Eukaryota; Fungi; Basidiomycota; Agaricomycetes; Agaricales; Physalacriaceae. The transcript is spliced from 3 exons.
AUGACCAUAAUUGCAAGAAUUUCUCAGUUGCGUCAAUCCAUUACACUCGAUGGGGAAGACUCAGACGCGGUUCCAUCAUCAGUUCCCCUGCUAGGACCCAGCCCCAGCAACUCGCUUACCCAAUCUGAGAUCGCGUUAAUUCGCGAAUGUACAGACGCACUCGAAGAAGAAUCUGUCGAUGUCGAGCAAAAUAUCCACUUUCUUGAAUCACUUCUUUCUCGUUUUCACAGACGAAGAGAUCAAAACCGGGCCAGCAUCUCGUUUCAGAAAUCCCUUCUCGUCCCUUUACCUCUUCCCUCUGCUAAUGAGAUCAUCUUCUUAUCCAACACAACUUCUCGUGUGCCAUAUUUCUCAGCUCCCAUAUCCCUCCUACCCGUGGAAGUUAUCGCCGAGAUUCUCCAAAUUGCCAUGAGGAACCUGCCUCGAACGUCCAUUCAUGAUACCCUGGAUAUCAAAAAGUCCGCACCAUGGACAUUUUGCCGCAUAUUCUGGGAGACGAACGCUCUGACAAUUUUCCCAAAGCGAAGCUGCGCCCCCUCCGAAAAUAUCUCCAUCGAUCCCUCGCGACGUUUAUUGGAUGUGACGAUGGAUUUCUCUGCCAUGGAUAAUUGGGCGCGUCCCCUGAAGCCAUUGUUGCGCCACACCCAUCGCUGGAGUAUCGUCGAUUUGACUCUUACACCGGUCCGCUUCCAAACAAUGGCGUCCUUUGUUGGGGUUGCUGACUUUCCGGCGCUUAAACGGCUCAAUAUAGAUGUGCAGGAUGCGGUCCUAAACCCAGCCCAGCCCCCCUUCCUGGAUCACUGA